CCACAAACUCCCGGAGUCUGCGACUUCAGCUAAAGGCGAAGCAUGAACGAGAGUAAGCUCAGUCCCUCGCUGGCGGAGUACGACUUCGAGCGGCGUUUCGACGAGCGACGAGCCCUGGAAUGGAUGCAGGAAAACUGGAACAAGUCCUUCAUGUUCUGUGGCCUGUAUGCCGCGCUCGUAUUCGCCGGUCAGCACUUCAUGAGGGAAAGGCCAAAGCUGAACCUGCGACGGCCGUUGGUGCUGUGGUCUCUCGGCCUGGCCGUGUUCAGUAUCUUAGGAGCUUUGAGGACCGGAGUCUACAUGCUGCACGUCCUCACAACCAGCGGCUUCAGACAGUCGGUGUGUGACAACAGUUUCUACAGCGCCCCCGUCACCAAAUUCUGGGCCUACGCCUUUGUCCUUAGCAAGGCCCCCGAGCUGGGUGACACGGUGUUCAUCAUCCUCCGGAAGCAGCGUCUCAUCUUCCUGCACUGGUACCACCACAUCACCGUGCUGAUCUACUCCUGGUACUCCUACAAGGACCAGGUGGCGGGCGGCGGCUGGUUCAUGACCAUGAACUACAUGGUUCACUCUUUCAUGUACACUUACUACGCAGCCCGGGCGGCCGGCCUGCGGGUGCCCCGUCCCUGCGCCAUGAUCAUCACGGUCACCCAGAUCCUGCAGAUGAUGAUGGGGCUGGCCGUGGUGGGCCUGGUUUACCUCUGGAUGCACGAGGUGCGCUGUCCGUCCAACUUGGACAACAUCACAUGGGGCUCUCUCAUGUACCUCAGCUACUUGAUCCUGUUUGCCUGGUUCUUCUACAACUCCUACCUCAAACGCUCCUCCGGGAACAAAGGUUCCAAGGCAGAGUAGCAUGUCUGUGCUCGACAGAGGUAUUAAAGUGUGCCAUAAGCAGAAAUGACCGAUGAGGGAACUGAACUAGGAAAAUUGUCAAAGAAUUUGUUCAACAUUUAGCGAAAUAAGUUUGUUUGAAUUCUUUCCCGAUAAAAUCUGGAGCUUAACUUAGCUUAGCUUAGCUUAGCAUAAAGACUGGCGGCAGGGGGAAACAGCUAGCUUGUCUCUGUCCAAAGCACAAAAACAUGCAACGGCCCCUCUGAAGCAGACUCACAUGAUACAACAUGUUAAAUACUGGGUAUGUGAGGUGUUUGUAGCCAGGGGCCGUUUCCUCCUGGUCCCAGUCUUUAAAUUGAACCUGAUGAACCACAUCCAGACUUCAUCACACUUAACACACUUCUCAUCUAACAGAAGAGCGUUAUCAAUUUUCUCAUCUAACAAUCAGAAAGAAACCAAAUCAUCUUACUUCCCCGAAUGUUGAACUGUUCUUUUAAAGUUGUUUUAGGGUUUGGCACUGUAAAUCUGCAGGAUAGAAACUUUACCAAAAGGGAAUGUAGACUUCAUAUGCACUGAGUCACACACACACACACACACACACACACACACACACACACACACACACACACACACACACACACACACACUGUCAGUCAGAAACACUUCUGUGGUCAUGUCACACAGAACCCUCCCUAUACUGCACAUAAAUCACCUUUUUUUUAUUGGGCUGUGUGUGGCUACAGUAAACCGGGACAUGCUAAUAUACACCCUGUAGGUGUUAUUAAAAAAAAAAAAGGGAACAUGAAGAUCAGUUUAACUCAGCCUGUAGUUUAUGUCUGCUUUGCACUGUGUUACACGAUAAAAUCUGAGCGACAAACACAUUCCUCAGCCGUCUCAGAGCAAAUUACUUCCAGGAAGUGGUUUGUAACGUGAAAUUCUAAUAAUCAUGUUUACACACUGUACACAUUCUGCCUUCUUCACCUCACUUAUGAACUUACACUGAACAACCAACAGUCUGUGUCUCACCUUUAUGAAUGAGGUGUGAGCCACACACACACACACACACCAGGGGCCAGGUGUAUAAAACUGUGACUACAAACAAAGACAGAAACACAUGGUUGUGUUUUAUAAACCUCGAGCACAUGCACAAGCCUGACUUCCACUCCCACAGUCGGAUAGAAAUAGAUGUAAACACGCCCUUAGUCACUUGCCUUUUCAGUCAAUGGAAAGAACAAUGGAGUGUAGUUUUAUCACAGUUGAUGGUGAAAUCUCAUCAUAAUAAAACAUCAGAAAUAAAUCAACAAGUUAGUUUAUUGCACUUAUGUUGAAUCAGACUUUGAAAUGAAGUAUAAAAAAGGCCACUAGGCCAAUUUCAGGGGGAUUGUCCAGCUAAAUUGUCAGAUUUCUCGAGAUUUUUAGAGGCCAAAGAGAAACAAACGUUUCCUGUAUUUCCCAGGAAAAUAAAUAAUGUGGAAAUGAACCAAAUUUUAUGAAACAGAAAAUAUUGUUGUGUCCCUUUAAUGUUCUGUCCCGUCAGAAAUACGUCAGGUUGUUAUUAUUCUGUUCCGUUUCCUUCUGUGCUGUAACUCUGAUGCUCUGAAUAAAGUUCAGAGUUCAGUUCACGUGGUUCAGAUUUGAGAAAUACUGAACCCACUUCCAGAUGAAUCUGCUUCACCUGCUCUGAGCUGCUGAUUCUGAAACGACGUGCUGAAAAACGAAAUAACUGCGUGUCCACUGUAAAUAAUAAGAGUCUAUUUAUUUUCUUAACAUAUGACAUUGUCCGGCUGAUCUGCGGUGGUAAAUGUUAGAACGUGUAGCUUCUCCAGCUGUGCUUCAUUUUAUUUCAUCCACAUGUUCGUGUUCCUUACAUCUGCUGACAAACUGUUCAUGACACCGUUUUGCCUCUUUAUUGCUAAGAGAUGGAGGAUAGUUGUAAAGAUAGACUCUAAAAGCCAUUAAUACUUAAUAUCCAGAGAGGGUUUAGGUAACGUGUUUAAUCUGUGAAAUGUAGCAUAACUUCAUACUGUCCUUUUCAUGUCCUGUGUUUUAUUCCGUACACUGAGGAGGAUUUUUGGUCCGAACACAUUCAGUGAAGAUGAUUUGUUCAUCCAUGGCGGCUCCUCGUGUCUCUUUGUCCUGGAGGAGCUGUGGUUUACAUUUGUCUCCUCACCGUCGUCGUGUGUACAUUGUUGUGUCUACGGUGUAGCUGUAACUCCUGUGGGUUGUUCAGGACUUUCUGAUGGACUCUGUCUCAGACUUGCCUUCCUGCUGCAGGCGUGGCUCUGAAAAAGGACAGUGGUUUCAGGUCCAGCAUCUGAUUUCCCCUCUGAAUAAUCUUCACCACCAACGUGUUGCCAGUCAUUUACUGUGAAACAGCUCAGAGUUCUGUUAAAUCAUUUGAAGAAGACACUGGAAACUGUCAGCAACGUUUUCUCAUCAGUAACGAGGUCGUGGGAGCUGAUAGGCCGACUUGUAAAACUUGAAAUUAUUGCGAGUCAUUUGUGUGCCAAACAAUGCUUCUGUGUUUUUUCUAAAUGUUCGAUCUCCUCGAUGACUCUACUGUCCAACCGCAGCUGAAGGAAGAAACUGUUAAAGGGCUUUUCUUGUUGAAAUGUUGUUUAAAUAAAUCCGUCCUGGUUUUAAAA
This is a messenger RNA of Toxotes jaculatrix (banded archerfish), 3476 nucleotides long. RefSeq names its product elongation of very long chain fatty acids protein 6-like. Gene Ontology annotation, molecular function: fatty acid elongase activity. Gene Ontology annotation, cellular component: endoplasmic reticulum membrane; endoplasmic reticulum. Gene Ontology annotation, biological process: fatty acid elongation, saturated fatty acid; sphingolipid biosynthetic process; fatty acid elongation, polyunsaturated fatty acid. The record is from RefSeq and is a predicted model, not a curated record. The transcript is spliced from 4 exons. NCBI's taxonomy places the organism in Eukaryota, Metazoa, Chordata, Actinopteri, Toxotidae. Bases 43 to 852 code for a protein of 269 amino acids.